CGCCGCCGCCGCCGCCGCCGCGGGGCCGCCAGCCGUGCACCCCGGCGCGCCGUGCAAGAAGAUGGCGGGAUCGGUGGCCGACAGCGAUACUGCGGUGAAACUAGAUGAUGGGCAUUUAAACAACUCCUUGGGCUCUCCAGUUCAAGCCGACGUGUACUUCCCACGCCUGAUAGUUCCAUUUUGUGGGCACAUUAAAGGUGGCAUGAGACCAGGCAAGAAGGUGUUGGUGAUGGGCAUUGUAGACCUCAACCCAGAGAGCUUUGCCAUCAGCUUGACCUGUGGUGACUCCGAAGACCCUCCCGCCGACGUGGCCAUUGAACUCAAAGCUGUGUUCACAGACCGGCAACUACUCAGAAAUUCUUGUAUAUCUGGCGAAAGAGGUGAAGAACAAUCUGCAAUCCCUUACUUUCCAUUCAUCCCAGACCAGCCGUUCAGGGUGGAAAUUCUCUGUGAGCACCCACGUUUCAGAGUGUUUGUGGAUGGACACCAACUUUUUGAUUUCUACCACCGCAUUCAGACGUUAUCUGCAAUCGACACCAUAAAGAUAAACGGGGACCUCCAGAUCACUAAGCUUGGUUGAUGCUGUUUAAACCACCUCUAUUUCAAAUAGGAUCAGGUGCCACAAUUAUCUGACUGUGGGUCUGGAAGAAGUGUCCCAGCCAGACCUGGAGACU
Molecule: messenger RNA, 674 nt
Organism: Odobenus rosmarus divergens (Pacific walrus)
Lineage: Eukaryota; Metazoa; Chordata; Mammalia; Carnivora; Odobenidae
Gene: LGALSL
Product: lectin, galactoside-binding-like
Exons: 5
Coding region: 62-580 (172 amino acids)
Molecular function (GO): carbohydrate binding
Source: RefSeq, a predicted model, not a curated record